GUAGAAAAGUUAAUCUCUUGAAGCGUUUUAAUGCUUGUAGCGUUAACAUUGCAUUCACCAACACAUAAACAUGUUUAAGUUGACUGAAUAUUAUUUAGAAUUUAGUUGAAGUAACUUAGGAAUUUUAUUAGACUGAAAGACAAGACUUGAAAUGCCAACUUGAGUGAAUAUUAAGCGAUGGAAGUAAAAGUAAUUUAGCUAUUGCAAGCCACUGAGAGUUUACAGGAUGCAAUGUGUGUUGUGCUGAAAUGUUCUCGUCUACCGAACUUAAGACGCUUCAGUUAGCGCUACCUACUCUAAACUCUCUAUCUGUCGCUGAUUUGGAAUGCCUGUGCAACGCUGCAAUAGCUCGUAUCAAAGCUGAAACUACACCAUCCAACGAAAGGCACCUCGGUGAUUCUCUACAACUUAGUUCCUACCAAUUGACAACAUGUCUCUCAGGUCUACACUGUGUGCUGCAAUCAUGCGUGCUGCAUCUAACGAAACCUCUGGCGCUUUUGAAAUCGCUUCAGGAAUUAGGAUUGACUGCGGAACUCGCCGAGAAAAUUGCAUCUGUGUGGGCUUUAAAUGCACAGUCGCUUGUUAGUUGGGCUAGGGGUGACCAGACCAUUCAAGGAAAACGACUGUUUCUUGUAAGUUGGGAGAUCUCAUCCAAUGUACCAAAUCCCCAACCAGGCGUAGCACUUGCGUUCCGAGUUGGAGACGAGCAAAAAGUGCUGCAAUUAGACAGAGCUCAGCUUCAGAUGCUAUUUGAUCGGCUCCAGGACGUUCAAAAAGAACUGGAUGAUUUGAUUGUAUGAGGUUACCUUUUUUUUAAAUAAAGAAAUUUUAAUCGUUUUGAUAUGGA
Varroa destructor (honeybee mite) is the source of this 847-nucleotide messenger RNA. RefSeq names its product COMM domain-containing protein 10-like. The record is from RefSeq and is a predicted model, not a curated record. NCBI's taxonomy places the organism in Eukaryota, Metazoa, Arthropoda, Arachnida, Mesostigmata, Varroidae.